CGAGGCGCAGUGCAUAGUGCAGCGUCCCUGUGUCCUGAUAGUUAAGGUGGAGCUUUCUGCCACAUCACAUCUAUUUGCUGCACAUCACAUCUAUUUUACAACGCGCAGUGCUGAGGCUGUUCUACUGGAAAGAGCGAGCUGGCAGCAGCAGAAAGCGGCUGAACAACAACGGAAGCGAGAGGGUUUUUUGCAUCUCAGGACAAUUUCAUCCUACUUUAGAGGUGUCGAGGAACAUGUAUUCAACGCGCAGGUUUAAAGAAAAAAACAUCUGAUAAUUUAAGUUCUUCGCUGCAGCAACUUUUCAGUCGUCGGAAGAUUUGUUUUCUUUGUUUUAACUAAGAAUUCAUAAAGAUAGUUUUGAAAUAUUGAGAAAUGUCUCGCAAGAAAGCUGCCAAAGGCAAACCCGCGACCAGCAGCCCGUCUGCGGGCAGCCCCACCGGGAAAGGGAGCGGGAAAGCUGCAAGGGGCAGCCCGGGCAUUGUUCAGAUGAACGGCGUGGUCCAUCCCAGCAGACCUUCCAUCAGCAAUAGCAGCGAGUUUUAUGACAUCGCUUUUAAGGUGAUGCUGGUUGGAGACUCUGGUGUGGGGAAAACAUGUCUACUGGUCCGUUUUAAAGACGGAGCUUUUCUGGCUGGCAGCUUCAUCUCAACUGUGGGCAUUGAUUUUAGGAAUAAAGUCCUGAACAUUGAUGGAGUCAAGGUGAAGCUCCAGAUCUGGGACACAGCUGGACAGGAGCGGUUCCGCAGUGUCACUCAUGCCUACUACCGUGACGCCCAUGCUUUGCUUCUGCUGUACGACGUCACCAACAAAACAUCCUUCGACAACAUACAGGCAUGGUUGACUGAGAUCCAUGAGUACGCCCAACAGGAUGUGGUGCUCAUGCUGCUUGGAAACAAGGCUGAUGCCACUCAUGAGAGGGUGGUGAAGAGAGAAGAUGGCGAGAGGCUUGCAAAGGAGUUCGGAGUUCCCUUCAUGGAGACCAGCGCCAGGUCAGGUCUCAACGUAGAGCUGGCUUUCACCGCUGUGGCUAAGGAGCUGAAGCACCGGUCUAUGAAGGAUCCCUGUGAGAAGUUUAAGCUCCAGGAGUAUGUAAACAAGGAGAUGAAAAGCACAGGCUGCUGCAGAACUUAAAGCCUGCCUCUCUCCCUGUGUGUGUGUGUGUGUGUGUGUGUGUGUG
Messenger RNA from Perca flavescens (yellow perch), 1177 nucleotides. RefSeq names its product ras-related protein Rab-26. The record is from RefSeq and is a predicted model, not a curated record. NCBI's taxonomy places the organism in Eukaryota, Metazoa, Chordata, Actinopteri, Perciformes, Percidae. Gene Ontology annotation, molecular function: GTPase activity; GTP binding. The transcript has 9 exons. The coding region runs from base 373 to 1131 and encodes 252 amino acids.